UGACAUUUUAAAAGGAAUACCUUGGGCGUUGUAGAGGGACAAGGUUACAAGGAGGAAGACUAGUGAUGAGGCCUCGGCAAUGAUUGAUUGAUUCAGAGAUGAUGGGUCUUGGAGAAGAGCCUGCUCCUUGGGGAGCAGUGGUUAGAAUGGAAAUAUAAUUUGAUGGGAGACCCAACACAAUGUGCUGAUGGAUAUAGAGAGUGGGAGAAAGAGAAGUCAUUGGUGACUUGACAAUCUUUGGUUUAAAUAACCGGAUGAAGGAAGUUGGCCUUUACCAACACAGAAAAUAUAGUAAAUUUAGGGUCAGGCUUGGGGAAUAAGACCAAGAAAUCAGUUUUAGGCAUUGCUAUGGUAUGACUGUGUCCCCUCCAAAAUUCAGGUGCUGCCAAUGUGAUGGUAUUAAGAGGUGGGGCCUUGAAGAUGUAAUUAGGCCAUGAGGGCUCCACCCUCAUGAAUGGGAUUAGGUGUUUUUAUAAAAGUGCCUGAAGGAAGGAGUUGGACCUAUUGUCCUUCCACCUUGUGGGGACACUGCUCCUCCUUUCUGGAGCAUACAGCAAUGAGACAUCAUCUUGGAGGCAGAGACUAGACCCUCACCAGACCCCAACCUGCUGGUGAUUUGAUCUUAGACUUCCCAGCCUUGAGAACAAUAAGAAAUAAAUUUCUGUUCUUUAUAAGUUACCAGUCUUGGGUAUUGUGUUAUAGCAACACAAAUGGACUAAGAUGAUGUAAGGGUCCUCCUGGAUAUCUAAAUGGAGGUGCUGAGCAGGCAGGUAAGACACAGGUUUCCGGCAGAGGGAGGUCUCAGCUGUAGACACAAAGCAGGGAGGUCUGGGCUGCAGACACAAAGUCCUCAGAGUCAGUCAGGAUGAGCUCUACUAGGAAAUGACUUUGGAUGAGUAAAAGAAGUUGAGAAGAUGAGGAGGAUUCAGGAAAAGAGACUAUGAGGGAAGCAUCAGUGAGGAGGAGAAAAAUCAAGAUAGCAUAUUGCUCCUGGAGGCAAGAGAGAGUGACAUGGAAGUGAAGAAUGAAAUGCCAAUGAAAGUGACAACUGUAUGGAACACUGCUGACUGGUUAUGAGUGAAAACUGAUCACUGGAAGGAAGGUGACUUUGACAUAAGCUGUUUUUGGUGAAGUGCUGGGAUCCAAGCCUACCUGAGAUGGGGUCAAGGGAGAAGUGCAAGUGGCUGCAUUGGCACUUCUCCAGUAUGAAGGCAGACUGGAGACUGAACUCUCCAGGAGAAACAGAAUGUGAACUGUACGAGCAAAUUGAAAUUUUCUACAGACCCAUUAAAAAAGUAAAAGGACACUUUUAAAGGUGAAAUUACAUUUCAAUAAUAUAUAUUUAACAUAAUAUAAAAUAUAAUCAUUAUAGUACGUGAUCAAUGUAAAAAAUAUUCAGAUGUUUUAUAUACUAAGUCUGCAAAGUCUGGUGUGCACUUUAAACUUUGAUUACAUUAUUUCUGACUUGCCGUAUUUUAAAUACUCCAUAGUCAAAUGUGGCCAGUGGCUACAAGUACUGGCCAGCACAGGUCUAGACAACACCACUUUGGAAGAAUUUUGCAGUAAGGGAGAACAGAGAAACGGGGGCACCCACCACUGUCACCCUCAAUACAGCUUGGUGAGGCAGAUAUUAACACCACACCCCAGGGUCAGAUGCUGCUGGCUAGAACCUGGUGUGACGCGGACACACAACAUGGGAUGGUAACACCCCUACCCAUCUGACAAACACGGCCUAUGUUGGGAGUGACUUGCAGCCAGCUCUCCAGCAACUGGCUGAAGGCUCUAAGACAUUAAUAUUAGCUGAGGUUGGAGUUUAUGGCGGCAGAUCUUUGGGGCCAUGUCAUUAGGUUACUGGUCACUCCAAGAGUCCUUGGGGUGCACCAGCCAAUCCCAGCUCAUCCUGACCACAUGGCCCACCCCAUAUGAUCCUCCUAGUAUCCUUCAUAGCCAUACUGGAAGCAUAUGGCAGAAGCUAUCCCACCAAACUCUUGUUUUUAGGAUUGUAAAACGUCAUGUGAAGGCAAUAAAGGGAUGAAAAAAAGCUAUUCAAUGUCUUUAAAAUUGUUCUCAAGGUAGGACUUCAUGAAUUCUGUCUUCAUCUUUUGAGAGCUGGAUCUGUUUUCUCAUGGUUAUGUACAUGAGUUUCUUCUGAUUCUGUUACAUUCAACCCCAAAUGAAAAUAAUUAAUGGCUGGCUUUACUGGGUGCUGGGCAUGCAACACGAGGCCUCCGAUGGUGAGGUCCGACGAGGCUACCACAAGGUGUCCCUGCAGGUACACCCGGACCGGGUGGGCGAGGGCGACAAGGAGGACGCCACCCGCUGCUUCCAGAUCCUGGAAAAAGUCUAUUCCAUUCUCGGUGACAGAGAACAGAGAGCAGUGUAUGAUGAGCAGGGAACGGUGGACGAGGACUCUCCUGUGCUCAUCCAAGAUCAAGACUGGGAGGCGUAUUGGCGGCUACUCUUUAAAAAGAUAUCUUUAGAGGACAUUCAAGCUUCUGAAAAGACAUACAAAGGUUUGGAAGAAGAGCUGGCUGAUAUUAAGCAGGCCUAUCUGGACUUCAAGAGUGACAUGGAUCAGAUCAUGGAGUCUGUGCUUUGCGUGCAGUACACAGAGGAACCCAGGAUAAGGAAUAUCAUUCAGCAAGCUAUUGACGCCGGAGAGGUCCCAUCCUAUAAUGCCUUUGUCAAAGAAUCGACACAAAAGAUGAAUGCAAAGAAAAGGAGGGCUCAGGAAGAGGCCAAAGAAGCAGAAAUGAGCAGAAAGGAGUUGGGGCUUGAUAAAGGCGUGGAUAGCCCGAAGGCAGCCAUUCAGAGCAGACAAAAGGAUUGGCAAAAGGAAAUGGACAAUUUUCUGGCUCAGAUGGAAGCAAAGUACUGCAAAUCUUCCAAAGGAGGAGGGAAAAAAUCUGCUCUCAAGAAAAAAAAGAAAUAAUGGAAUUUUUCUCUUCAAAGGUCCUUAGGUGUAAAUCGAUGCCAUUGUAAGCAAGGUGCAGGCAAGAUUUGAAGGCAAAAAGCAAUUCAACUCUUGAGAAAAGAUGUCUUUCCAGCCUGAAUUUUUCAGAUUGACUAGACCAAGCAGAAUCUCUCAACCUGAUCUUAGUAUUUCCUAGAAAGCACUUGACAUUGUGUGAGGUCUCACCUGAAGGAACUUGGUGGUGACAGUUGGGAGGGUGGAGGGAGGCAGUGUCCUUCCUGACAGCACUUGCCUCCAUGGAUCUUCUGUACACAGCACUCUUAUCUAGGAUGUGGUUCUGUUCAUGCCACUUUCUGCGAUGUGCGUGUCUGUUAGAAUAGGCUCUCUACCCAGCUAGAACACCUUCCAGACACUUGCUGGACAGCUAUCUUCCACAUACUUCCCAGUUUACAUUUGGUCUUAAUGAUCUUGAAUAGAUCCUCUCUUCAUUUUACUCAGCCAGGUUUUGUACUGAUGUACAGGUGUUAAAUUACUUCAAGCAUUUUUGUAA
Gorilla gorilla gorilla (western lowland gorilla) is the source of this 3464-nucleotide messenger RNA. RefSeq names its product dnaJ homolog subfamily C member 9-like. Lineage: Eukaryota; Metazoa; Chordata; Mammalia; Primates; Hominidae. Gene Ontology annotation, cellular component: nucleus; cytoplasm. Bases 2174 to 2932 code for a protein of 252 amino acids. The record is from RefSeq and is a predicted model, not a curated record. The transcript has a single exon. Gene Ontology annotation, molecular function: heat shock protein binding.